AUGUCAAGCACGUCGCGCAGCCAAACCUCAUCCCCCGAUAUCCUUGGCCCUCCAGGCGAUGCCGAGUAUUUGAUCUCGUCUCCAGUGAAACAAUUCUCUGGUCGUCAAAGCUGGAUGUCUCCAGCUCUUGUGAAACGCCAACAAACGCCGGCCAAGCGACCGCGCGCGAGCCUUAGCCCCGGAAAAAGCGCGCACUCGAUACGUUUCGACGAUGUUCUCCUUCCUCGUUCACCGGCGAUGAAGCUGGAUGGUCGCCAUCGCUCAAUAUCACCGGAAAAGAUACUACAGGAUGGCAAUGUUAGUCCGUGGCGCAUUCGUGUUACCCUCGAGGCCACGCAGGAUGAAGAGAACCAAGACCAAAACAGCCCUUCGCGAAAACGACGACGACCCUCGACUGUGACAACUAUGGUUCCAUUGAAGGAUGAACGAAGCCCCCUAAUGGAGAAAACACCUCCAAGGAAACGUGGUCGACCUCGGAAAUCAGAUACUCAGCCCCGGAAUGGAUCACCUUGGCCAGGAAGCCCCGGACAUACCCCUGGGCCAAACGAAGCUAGUGGUCAGAAAAGGAAGCCAGGCAGGCCGCGGAAGAGCACACCAAGACCACUGAGGCAGGAUUUAUUCGAUAUCGACAAUGCGCCAUCCCCAGAGCCUCAAUCGGAGAUGCAUAUGAGCCCGAUGGAUAUGACUGCAGAUGUUGCUGCUGAGCCUGUGCGACAAUGGAGUCCCAUAAACACCGAUGUGUUUGACGAACUCGAAAGCGACUCUUUGGGUGCGGAUGAUUUACCAGUUGCGGAUCUUCGUCCACUUCCUCCGGCCCAUAGCCAGACUUGGGAUGACAGCAAUCGUCGGGAAUAUGGUAGAGCUACAUACGACACGCCUGUCAUCGGAGAAACAGAACACCACUUCCAGGACAAUGAGGAGAGCAUACAUUCUACUCCGUCUAAGAUGCCAUCACCAACACCACGUGAAAGACUGGGCUCAUCUACUCGAUCCUCUCGGCUCGGUGGUAGCACUUCUUCACCUGGUACCUACCCAACACCCACCCCAACUUCUUCGCUGGUCGAAGGAGAGAAUCGAGCUCGGGAGAAUAAUGAACAGGUUGCAUCCCGAGAUACUGUACAGCCGCAUCCUACCACCGAUCCACUAGCCGAUCCAACUGAAGAUCAUGAGGAGUUCGAUUCUAUAAUGGAAAGCGAGGGCUUCACAAUGGUCUCAUUGGAUACCCUUCCUUCUGCUAGGCAAUAUGGUUUGGGAUCCGGAGCCAGGAAUGCUACAGAUAAUGCUGCCAAGAUCUUAAGAGACCGAGAAGACGGUCGCAUCGGGGACAAGUUGAAGCGUAGACUACCAGGAUCUAUUCGUGACCUCCGAAGCGAUACACAUAGCUCUGCGCGACCGAGUCCACUGGCACAGGUUUUCUCUCCUGGACGCGCAAGUCUCUCAAGUCAAAACUUGAACUCAUUUGACCAAAGAUCCCGGCAUUCUGCUGACCUGGUGUCGUAUCCCGAACUUCCGGAAACGAUGUCACCUGAAAAAUCACCAGAUCAUGAGCCUAGUCCACAUGUCCGCGAGGAGCCCGAUUAUUUCCUAGAUGGAGUUGAGGAAUCUGGAAGUCGAAUCUAUGAACAGGAAGAGGAGCAGGAGGAAGAAAUUGAGGAGUUGGAGAAUGAAUAUGAAGAGGAAGAUGAAGAAGAACCAGCCAUGCUGGAAUCGCCACAGUUAUCAGACAGAAGUCCGCAACAAUACAAUCCGGCAGAUCUCAGACGAACUAGAGAGUCGCAAUGGCAAAUGGAGCGCGAAAUCGUCAGUCGACAAGCAGCAAAUCCUGUGAAUUCAAACCAGGUCAUCUACGUCGAGAGCGAUGAAAAUACGCCUGAAAGCGAAAACAACGAGAAUGAAGAUUUAUUGGAGGAUUUGCCUCAUUCGGAUGCGCAGCUGAAUUACGAAGAACAACAACCAUUUGACCAGCAUUCUGUUGAUGAAGACUAUUUCAUCGAAGAACGCUUCCAUGAACAAAGUCAAGAUCGCAUGCCGCAGAAUUUAUCAGAUCCAUUACAUUCUUCUGGCCGAAGGUUUGGGGUAGAACAGGAGCAGGAGCAGGAUAAUCAUCAUGAGCAUGGGCAGCAGAUUCUGGAUGAUGACGACGAUUCUGUUGAUAUCUGGCAACAGGAACAAAACGAUGAUCGAGACGACGAGGUUGAUUCUCAGCCUGAACCUGAGCCAUAUCGCUCUGCUUAUCGAGAAACCCAUGUGCAAGAAGAGAUGGGCGUCGGCGAGGAGGAGACGGAGGAAGGAUUCGACGACAUCUGGCAGCAAGAAGCCCGAGAUCAUAGUUUCCUCUCUCAGCACUCAGAUGAUGAUGCACCGCCGCCUGUUCAAGAAAGCACUACUCCUUGGAAGAAGAUAGGUAGUGCUGCGACGCGUCAGAACAAUUUGAGCUCAUCUCCAGCCUAUGUCGCCAUUGAGCAUGAUGGGACGAAACAUUUGGAACAAACCCACAUUCAAAAGCUACGUGACCAAGAAGUCGAUCUGUCUGCUAUUCUGGGCGAGGAGGAUACACCUAAUCGGGCUCGAUAUUUCAAUGGUAGCAGCACGCCGAAGAGCAUUUUGAAACGCCGGAUCGCCGCGCCAUAUUCCUCUAUCAAUGGAUCUGGCGUCAGAUCAAUCAAGUCAGAGAAACGGGUCCGCCUACAACCUAUCUCUCAAAGUCCGGAGCCAGAUUUUCAUGCUGAAAUCAACUCGCCUCCAGUGCAUGAGAGCCCUCACGUAGGUUCAGCAUCUGGGCGGGUCGAUUACAGUGAUGCUACCCAUAGCCCUGAAGUUCACGAUACCCAAUCUCUUGGUGAACAAUCCGCGAUCACUCCAGAGCACACGCGACAUGCCCAAGAAGGAGAGCCAUCCUCCUGGUUCCGACGAAUCACUAGUCUGACCCCUCGGUGGCUUAAGGCUCCGACCAGGUCUCGGUAUGAUAGCUCCAGCGAUAUCUCUGAAGACGAGCCGGACGAUUAUCAGAGUGACCAGGAUGAGCCUGGGAACGAUGGCUCGGCACACGACAUCCGUGAAGAUCCUGAGCACGAACCCCUUCGAAGCCCAUUGAACGAAUAUUCUACGGAACAAGUGGACGAAUCGGCAGGCGCCCCGUCAAUGGGCGAAGGUCACAUGUCAUUAAUCGAGAUGGAAGAAGAUCAAUUCGCUGAGCAAGAAGAAUCUGACGACGCCAUUGAACCCGAACCUGAAGCUGUGGAUCUGGUAGAGAAUAGCCAUGAUAAGCUACAGAAACCGAGACCUCUUGCGGUGUUUGGGUACUUCUCUGAUGCUCAUUAUACACUUCUUCGGCGCGUUUACCGAAUGGCAAAGCGACAUCCUGAACGUUUCCCAUAUUUUGAUGCGCCGGGUCGUGCUGAUAUCAUCGGCGACUGGAUGUGGACCUCAGAUGGACAUCACGGGGUUCCGAUUACGGAAGUACAGUUUGCUGUUAUUGAUCGAUUUGUACAUGAACUUUCACACGCGGACAUUGAGUACGGAGGAAGUGGACAGGUUGAUUGGACUGAGGCUGACCUGCAUCGAAGACUAAUCAGUGUCAUCAUUGGUGAACAAAUCCGAGAAGAACGGAAGUCUAAGACGGCCCGAGGAAUGUCUGUGGAUACUUGGCGAUGA
Molecule: messenger RNA, 3654 nt
Organism: Penicillium malachiteum
Lineage: Eukaryota; Fungi; Ascomycota; Eurotiomycetes; Eurotiales; Aspergillaceae
Product: putative AT DNA binding protein
Exons: 1
Coding region: 1-3654 (1217 amino acids)
Molecular function (GO): DNA binding
Source: RefSeq, a predicted model, not a curated record